Meleagris gallopavo (turkey) is the source of this 800-nucleotide messenger RNA. Lineage: Eukaryota; Metazoa; Chordata; Aves; Galliformes; Phasianidae. The record is from RefSeq and is a predicted model, not a curated record.
AAGGUGUGGGGGGGGUGAAAUCCACCGCUAUGGGGUGCUCAGAGCAAGAGAGGAGAAGAAACGGGGAUCUGGAGAGCAGUGCUGCGUCUGAGGGGGGGUUGGAAAUCAUCGCUGGGAGCCCCUUGGGGAAAGGAAGGGAGGGGAAAAUGGGACCAGAAGACGAGGGGGGGCUGGAAAGCGUCAGUCCUGCCUCCUUGGGGAAAGGGAGGGGGGAAAAAGGGGUCGAGAGGGGAAGGAGAGCCUGGAGACCGCCGGUAGCGGGUGCUCGGAGCAAAGGAGAAGUAUAAAUGGGGGCCUCGAGAGCAACAUUGAGUGGGGGAGGGGGCUGGAGACCACCGCUGAGCCCAAGGGGGGGAUGGGGGACAACGUUGAGCCCAACGGGAUCCCGGAGAGCGACGCCGUCAGUCCGUCAGAGCAAAGCAGAGCCGGGAUGGGCAGCCUGGCACCGAAACGAGGCAGCCCGGAGGAUUGCGCCGUGAUCUCGUUGGGUGAAGAUGAAGAAGAAGAAGAAGAAGAGGAGGAGGAGGAGGAGGAAGAAGAGCUGGAGGAAGGUCCGGGCCGUUACCUGGCGGCGCUGGAAGCCGUGCAGCUGGAGUUGGAGGCGGUGGAGGAGGAAGCAGCUCGAGCUUUCCGCCGCCUGAGGGCCAAAUUCGGGCUGCGACGACGGCCGCACCUGCAGCGUCGCAACCGCCUCAUCCAGCACAUCCCUGGCUUCUGGGUCACGGCCGUAUCCUUUGCUGGGAGGGGGGGAAUUGGAGAGGGGGGGGGUCUUUAAUUGCUUUUCAAUUUGCAGGGGGAAG